This is a messenger RNA of Brassicogethes aeneus, 612 nucleotides long. The record is from the annotation of a GenBank genome assembly. Lineage: Eukaryota; Metazoa; Arthropoda; Insecta; Coleoptera; Nitidulidae.
AUUGCACAUAACCUCACGAAAAUGUCAGCUUUAAAACGGGUGCAGCAAUGGGCUACGUUUGCCCGAAUUUGGCACGUAUACGAUGCCAAAUGGCAGAAUCCUUUUCAAUCGUCGUUAUUACUCAAAAAAUAUCUGAUGGGGAUGCACAAACCAAUUUAUCAUCCAAUGAAUGACUGUGGAGAUCAUGUAAUUGUUAUAAAUAGUAAAGAAAUUGCCUUACCUGGGGAUGAGUGGAAAAAGAGGGUAUAUUUUCACCAUACAGGUUAUCCAGGGGGUGCUACCUGGACUUUAGCCUGGGAAUUACACAGCAAAGACCCAACUAUGGUAAUUAAAAAAGCAGUUUACAACAGUAUGGAUGGUAAUUUGCAAAGAAGAUACACCAUGCAAAGAUUACAUAUUUUCCCAGACGAAAAUGUACCUGAAGAGUUAAUGAAAAAUGUGUCUAACCAAAUUAGAGGUAUCAAACCUGUACCAAAAAGGCUGGAUCAUUAUAGUGAACAAGAAGUCAAAGAGUUCCCUAAAAUUAUUGAUUAUCCCAAAGAUUAUGUUUUAAGAUAAUAAGUUCUAAAUGCCGAGUUGGGAAACCCUUCAUAGUGCAGAUAUAAAUAUACA